Messenger RNA from Camelina sativa (false flax), 1537 nucleotides. The record is from RefSeq and is a predicted model, not a curated record. Lineage: Eukaryota; Viridiplantae; Streptophyta; Magnoliopsida; Brassicales; Brassicaceae.
UUGAGAAACUCUCUCAAAUGAAAUGGUUCAAAGCUUUGUAAUGUUGUUAUUAACUAAUCAACGAUAAUUGUUUAGAAAACAAUAAAAUAGGAUCUCAAGAGAAUUAGCCGCUUCUCUGUGAUAAAUACUGCAAAGUGAAAGUGAGGCAGAUAAAACCAAUCUGAUCACACUGGUUUAAUCUUCUUCUUCUUCAUAUUUUAGACCACAGAGAUGAUGUCUCCACUAUCAGAUCUCCUAAACCUCGAUCUCACUGACACCAAGAAGAUCAUCGCUGAAUACAUAUGGAUCGGUGGGUCUGGCAUGGACAUUAGAAGCAAAGCCAGGACAUUACCAGGACCAGUAAGUGAUCCAUCAAAGCUUCCAAAAUGGAACUACGACGGAUCAAGCACCGACCAAGCUGCUGGAGAUGACAGUUAAGUCAUUCUAUAGUAAAUCUUCUCCAUCCCCUCCUAUACACAUAAUUUUAGUAAUACUUUUUAAAAAAAUUUGAUUGAAAAGAGUUUUGUUUUUGGAAUGAAUGCAAAAAAAAAGUCCUCAGGCAAUAUACAAAGAUCCAUUCAGGAAAGGGAACCACAUUCUGGUGAUGUGUGAUGCCUACACACCAGCCGGAAAUCCAAUUCCGACCAACAAUAGGAACAAAGCCGUCAAAAUCUUCGAUCAUCCCAAUGUGAAGGCUGAAGAGCCUUGGUUUGGGAUAGAGCAAGAAUACACAUUACUUAAGAAAGACGUGAAGUGGCCAUUAGGAUGGCCUCUUGGUGGCUUUCCUGGUCCUCAGGGACCGUACUAUUGUGCAGUUGGUGCAGACAAAGCCUUUGGUCGUGACAUUGUUGAUGCUCACUAUAAAGCUUGUCUUUACGCCGGUUUAAGUAUCGGUGGAGCCAAUGCUGAAGUCAUGCCUGGACAGUGGGAGUUUCAAAUCAGCCCUACAGUUGGUGUCGGUGCAGGUGAUCAGUUAUGGGUUGCUCGUUACAUUCUUGAGAGGAUUACUGAGAUAUCCGAUGUGAUUGUCUCAUACGAUCCAAAACCAAUAGAGGGUGAUUGGAAUGGAGCAGCGGCUCAUACGAACUUCAGUACAAAAUCGAUGAGGAAAGAUGGAGGACUUGAUUUGAUUAAGGAAGCAAUAAAGAAGCUUGAAGUGAAACACAAACAACACAUUGCGGCUUAUGGUGAAGGCAACGAGAGGCGUCUCACUGGGAAGCAUGAAACCGCAGACAUCAACAAAUUCUCUUGGGGAGUGGCGGAUCGUGGAGCAUCGGUGAGAGUAGGAAGAGAUACAGAGAGAGAAGGAAAAGGGUAUUUUGAAGAUAGAAGGCCUUCUUCUAAUAUGGAUCCUUACCUUGUAAUCUCAAUGAUUGCUGAAACCACUAUCCUCGGCUAAGUUUUUUUAUGAUUGCUGAAACCACUAUCCUCGGCUAAGUUUUUUUGGUUCUUUGUAUCUUCUUCGGGGUUUAGUUUUGAGACAUUUCUUGCCAAUAAGUCAUAGAAUGUUCUGUGGUUUCUAUUGUUUAAUCCGGUUAUGGUUCAUUUAAAGCCAAAA